UCUCUCUCUCUCUCUCUCUCUCCCAUAAACCCUUCCCUCCUGAAGUUGCAGAUUCGGGAGAAGUGUAGUAUAGAAUCGCCUCUCGCUCCGCCGCCGUCGGUUGCCGUCGCCUCCGCCGUUGAUAUUAUCGAGAAUGGCCUACAUUCAGUAUGGUAGAAAUAUCCUCCGCCAGGUGAAGACUGUCAAAGACCAUACGUUCCUUCGGGGCUCUGAUCGGAUGUUGCACCAUCCGUUGCUAUAUGCUGGUCAAGGUGUUAGAUACAGAAAAUUGGAAGUCAUUCUCACGACGACAAUAGACAAGCUAGGCAAAGCUGGAGAGACAGUGAAGGUUGCUCCUGGUUAUUUCCGUAACCAUCUCAUGCCCAAGUUGCUUGCCGUUCCAAAUAUUGACAAAUUUGCUCAUCUCAUUAGGGAGCAGCGCAAGAUUUACCAACCUAAAGAAGUUGAAGAAGAGGUUAAAGAAGUUAAAAAGGCAGAUGAAGAUGAGUUCAACGAAAAUCAGACAGCAGCAAAAAGGCUUGAUAAUGCUAAGCUGGUUUUGAGAAGGUUCACCGGUGUUGAUAAUGAGUUGCGUUCACCUGUGACAAAAGAUGAACUUGUUGCUGAGGUAGCGAGGCAACUUUUUGUGGAAAUGAAACCUGAAAACUUGCAUCUCCCAACUCCUUUGUCGGCUUUGGGAGAGUUUGAGGUGCCACUCCGCUUGCCAAAGUCUAUUCCUUUGCCACAGGGAAAAGUCCAAUGGACCCUUAAUGUUAAAAUCCGGCGGAAAUGAACAAAAGUCCCUUUUUCUUGCUGUAAUUUUUAUGGUUUUGGUGCCUACUUGGAUGACAGAUUUGGCCUUAGUUUAGUCCUAAACGGAGCCGUGUAUUGCACCCUAUUUGGGAACACCCAAAAUUUUGUAUUCUUACCAAAGAUGUAGUUGUCCGCCCAGUUGAGUGCAAGAGUGUUGGAUUUGUUCCUAAAUACUGUGCCAAUAAUCCCAAUGAUGAUCCUUAAUAUUCACACA
Molecule: messenger RNA, 1006 nt
Organism: Diospyros lotus (date-plum)
Lineage: Eukaryota; Viridiplantae; Streptophyta; Magnoliopsida; Ericales; Ebenaceae
Exons: 6
Coding region: 134-772 (212 amino acids)
Biological process (GO): translation
Cellular component (GO): mitochondrion; ribosome
Molecular function (GO): structural constituent of ribosome
Source: RefSeq, a predicted model, not a curated record